Molecule: messenger RNA, 696 nt
Organism: Guillardia theta CCMP2712
Lineage: Eukaryota; Cryptophyceae; Pyrenomonadales; Geminigeraceae
Exons: 1
Coding region: 1-696 (231 amino acids)
Source: RefSeq, a predicted model, not a curated record
AUGCGCUACAAUCAGUUAUCGGCCGAAGAGAAACAUUCCAUGAUUAAAGUCCAUGAAUGGCUCAAAGCUGAAAAACAAUAUUCUGAUGCAAAGAGCAAUCCAGAACAAGAGAAAACAACUUCACAAAGUCAUGAAGAGCAAGACGAUGAAGAAAAUCUCGCAAGUCAUCGACCGAACAUCAAAGACACAGUUUCUGAACAAACAAAACCGAAGCGACAUAUCAAAAAGUCCGAUUCAAGACGUAGGAACCCCAUGCUUCACCUCGAUGAGACAGAGCAACAGUCUAUCGCAGCCCCAAGCUUCGAGUCUCUUACAAUGAGUCCUCAAGAGCACGUGGACUCCGAGUCAUCAUUGUCUUCACUGCUGAAUUUUCCGUUCAGCUGGGGUAGCAACUCCUUCAGAAAUAGCGAAGACAAGCAUAACAUGUAUUCUGCGGAUCAUCGCGCGUCUAGCAUGGACUUGCAAGGCAUACUGGACUCAGCGUUUGUGGAGCUGCUGGGUUCGAAGACAGACAAGCUGCAGAAAGAAGACAAAUCUGCGACCGCCGAAGAGUUCCACGAUAAUAAGAAUGAGAAGCCAGCGAUGACGCAUGAUUGGGAAGACAAGGCAAUUAUUGCUUCAUGGCGAGCUCGUUGUUUAUCAUCGCAUGAUACCAAGGAAGACUUAACGACAGGCCACAAUGUCUACGUCUUUUAA